AUGAUUUCUGGUUGGAAAGUGUGUAGAAAAGUAAGCAAAAUCAAAAUAUUGGGGCAGCCUGAAACUCGGUUUUAAAAGUUGUCUAUUUCUUUAACUCUUAACCACAACUUCAUUUUUUGAAGUUUUAUCUAGACUGAUAUUAUUUAUAAAAAUCCAGGGCAUAGAGAUCUCUCGAAAACCCUCUGACUUUCCUCUUAACUCUUAACCACAACUUCAUUUUUUGAAGAUUCGAGUCGAUUCGAGUCGAUUCGAUCCGAUUCGAGUCGAUUCGAGUCGAUUCGAACCGAUUCGAACCGAUUCGAACCGAUUCGAGUCGAUUCGAGUCGGAUUUUCGCCUUCACAGUUACUUCAGGGUGGUGGUUCGAUCCGAUUCGAGUCGAUUCGAACCGAUUCGAGUCGAUUCGAGUCGAUUCGAACCGAUUCGAACCGAUUCGAGUCGAUUCGAUCCGAUUCGAGUCGAUUCGAGUCGAUUCGAACCGAUUCGAGUCGAUUCGAGUCGAUUCGAACCGAUUCGAACCGAUUCGAGUCGAUUCGAGUCGGAUUUUCGCCUUCACAGUUACUUCAGGGUGGUGGUUCGAUCCGAUUCGAGUCGAUUCGAACCGAUUCGAGUCGAUUCGAGUCGAUUCGAACCGAUUCGAACCGAUUCGAGUCGAUUCGAACCGAUUCGAUCCGAUUCGAGUCGAUUCGAGUCGAUUCGAGUCGAUUCGAACCGAUUCGAUCCGAUUCGAGUCGAUUCGAACCGAUUCGAGUCGAUUCGAACCGAUUCGAUCCGAUUCGAGUCGAUUCGAGUCGAUUCGAGUCGAUUCGAACCGAUUCGAGUCGAUUCGAUUCCCUUCCCUCCAUUUUUUUUAAAUUUUUAAUAAAAAUCUGGAAUGAAAAAUUGGGGUUUUCGCCUUCACAGUUACUUCUGGGUGGUUACUAUCUAAGCCCAAGCCUUUUUUAACAGUGUUAAAAAUUUUCUUUCAAUUUUUAGCUUCAAAGUUGCUUCUGGGUGGUUUACUAAGCCUAAGCCUGAGAGGAAAUGUCAUUUAGGUCCCAACUCAUCGACUUCAUUUUUACAUUUUUGGAUUAUUCCAAAUCUGUAACUUUUUUUGUUGACUGUAUACUGUAUACACGAAAAUGAAAAUUUAAAUUUUUGUUAGCUACCCGCCCAAAUCAAAAUUUUCAUUCGGGCGGGUUUUUCAAAAAAAAAAUCGGCCCAAGACUUUUCAAAAGAAAAAAUCGGCCCGAGAUUUUUCAAAAAAAAAAAUCGGUCCGAGAUUUUUCAAAAAAAAAAUUCCGUCCGGAAAAUUGAAUCUUUUUGAUCUUAGGUUAAUGUCAGUUCAAGCCUGAGCUUAGAUUUUAGGAAGUGUCACCUGUCUGGUUCUGUUGAAAUUCCAGAUUUUCACAAUUUCACCCUGAAACUCCUCAGAAAUCACAUAAUUUUCACACGACCAAAACCAUCAAAAUUGUGUGUUUUUCUAUUUCAUAAUCAAAUUCCACUCAAUGUUUUAUUCAGCCUGAAAACUUGAAAAUUUUCCAGCAAAACCGAAAAAAAGAAAAAUAAAUAGAAAUUGCAUUGGAGCGCAAUUGCAACAUCAACCACGAGAGAGAGUGGGGGAGCGAGAGAGUGCGAGACAAGUAAGGAAAAAUAGUCAUUUAUUUUUGUUUUCCUGUUUUUUGUGGCGGGUUUCGCUUUUUUGUCUCGGCAAUGAAAAAUCAUUCUGUGACGUGGAUUUUUUGGUGUGAAAUUAAAAAAAAACAUAUUUUUCAGAUCUGCUCGAGAAAUUCAACAGUAUUGGGAUCGUGGAUGGAAAAACUUGGAUUUUUUGGUCGAUCUCGAGAAAUUCAACAGUAUUGGGAUCUUGGAUGGAAAAAUUGGAUUUUUUGGUCGAAUUCAAGUCAGUUUAUUUUGGGAAGGGAUUUUUGUUGGGAAGGUCAGAAAAAGAGAAAAAACUUUGACUGAUCAGAACUCAGGUUAGACUUCAUAAUUUUUGAACCAUUUUUUUUUGAUUUUUAGAUAAUUUCAAGAACUCAAAACUUUGAUUUUGACUUAGGGGCUAAAUGUGACCUAGAAUUAAAACGCUUGAGUUGUUCGAGACACCCAUAUUUUUCAAAACUUGGUUCAAAAUUUAUAUUUUUUCAAAUUCGAGGUCGGAAAAGUUUUCAUUCAGUGCCACUAGGCUGUGUUCAAAAUUUCAGAAAGAUUCGUAAAGGCUUAGGUGCAGGCUUCGAGGCGAUAGCCGAGUAGCGUACGCGGAAAUUUUCCGCGUACUUAAGAGAAGUCGAUUCGAUCCGAUUCGAGUCAAUUCGAACCGAUUCGAGUCAAUUCGAGUCGAUUCGAACCGAUUCGAGUCGAUUCGAGUCGAUUCGAACCGAUUCGAGUCGAUUCGAGUCGAUUCGAACCGAUUCGAUCCGAUUCGAGUCGAUUCGAACCGAUUCGAGUCGAUUCGAUUCCCUUCCCUCCAUUUUUUUUUAAAUUAUUAAUAAAAAUCUGGAAUGAAAAAUUCCGAUUCGAGUCGAUUCGAUCCGAUUCGAGUCGAUUCGAGUCGAUUCGAACCGAUUCGAGUCGAUUCGAGUCGAUUCGAACCGAUUCGAGUCGAUUCGAGUCGAUUCGAACCGAUUCGAGUCGAUUCGAGUCGAUUCGAACCGAUUCGAGUCGAUUCGAGUCGAUUCGAACCGAUUCGAUCCGAUUCGAGUCGAUUCGAACCGAUUCGAGUCGAUUCGAGUCGAUUCGAACCGAUUCGAGUCGAUUCGAGUCGAUUCGAACCGAUUCGAACCGAUUCGAACCGAUUCGAGUCGAUUCGAGUCGGAUUUUCGCCUUCACAGUUACUUCAGGGUGGUGGUUCGAUCCGAUUCGAGUCGAUUCGAACCGAUUCGAGUCGAUUCGAGUCGAUUCGAACCGAUUCGAACCGAUUCGAGUCGAUUCGAACCGAUUCGAACCGAUUCGAGUCGAUUCGAGUCGGAUUUUCGCCUUCACAGUUACUUCAGGGUGGUGGUUCGAUCCGAUUCGAGUCGAUUCGAACCGAUUCGAGUCGAUUCGAGUCGAUUCGAACCGAUUCGAACCGAUUCGAGUCGAUUCGAGUCGAUUCGAUCCGAUUCGAGUCGAUUCGAGUCGAUUCGAACCGAUUCGAACCGAUUCGAGUCGAUUCGAGUCGGAUUUUCGCCUUCACAGUUACUUCAGGGUGGUGGUUCGAUCCGAUUCGAGUCGAUUCGAACCGAUUCGAGUCGAUUCGAGUCGAUUCGAACCGAUUCGAACCGAUUCGUGUCGAUUCGAACCGAUUCGAUCCGAUCCUCUUAACUUUUAA
Caenorhabditis angaria is the source of this 3287-nucleotide messenger RNA. The record is from the annotation of a GenBank genome assembly. NCBI's taxonomy places the organism in Eukaryota, Metazoa, Nematoda, Chromadorea, Rhabditida, Rhabditidae.